AUGCUGCUUGAAGAUCAGCGCUUUUUGCAUGAGGACCUGGAGAGGUUGGAGCAGGGCAUUAGCGAUAGAGUUACUGAGGAUCAUAAACAUAUCAGGGAUAAAUUGAAUCGCGAUCACCAGGUAGCAGGCUUCCUCACGAGAAUACAAGAACAGUCGGAGCGACUACUUGACAUAUACAAUGAUACUGAAGGACUGCGCUCGAAAGAGAUACAGAACAUAUCCACUGGCGAUCCUUUUGAUGAGUUCUAUAAGCAGCUAGGCGAAAUCAAAGACUUCCACAGAAGAUAUCCUAAUGAACCAGUGGAAAAUCUCGAGAGAGCAUACAAGAGGAAGGCGCCAGGAGAGGGGGAGUCUGCAACCGCAGAGGUAGACAACUUAUUCACAGGGGAAGAGGCAUACGGACGAUUUCUGGACUUGACCAUGUUACAUGAAGACUACUUGAAUCUGAAUAAUAUAAAACGCCUUUCCUACCUCCAGUAUCUACAAACAUUCGACCAAUUUGGCCCCCCACACAUGUCACUGAAGCGCGCAGAGAAGAGAUCAUCAGAAGAAUACUUUCGAUAUGUCACCCGACUAGCAGAAUACCUAGAAAACUUUCUCCAUCGUACAAAACCACUACAAGACCUCGACAAAGUCUUCGCUUCAAUUGGAGAUGACUUCACCAAGGCCUGGGAAGCCGACAAAGUACCCGAGUGGGGCCCAGAGAACCAAGCCGCAGGUCCCACAGGCCCUGUAACAGAAGGCACAGGCGAAGGAAUAUGGUGCGCCGACUGCGCCAAAGAAUUCAAGAACGACAACGUCUACAAAGCCCACCUGACGGGCAAAAAGCAUAUCAAAAACGCCGAAGCCCGUACAGGCUCUUCCGCCACCUCGAAUGGCACUACUACUAAUGGCGCCUCAUCAAAUAAAAAUCUCUCACAAAUCCAACGCCUCAAAGAACGCGUGAUAGCGGAGCGCGAGUACCGCAUCCACCGACUCGCCUCCACGCUCGAGAACGUCCGUACCGACACCCGGGUGAAUGUCGAAAGGAGGCAAGGCAUGACAGAGCGGGAGCGGCAGAUGGAGCUCGAAGCCUUCUUCGCAGAACAAGACACCGUCCCCACUGGCGGCGGUGAAAAGGGCGAAGACUCCGACAGCGAUGGCGACGAGAAGAUUUACAACCCCUUGAAGCUCCCGCUGGCGUGGGACGGCAAGCCAAUACCCUACUGGCUCUACAAACUCCACGGCUUAGGGGUAGAAUUUCCAUGUGAGGUCUGUGGCAACUUUGUGUACAUGGGAAGGAGGGCUUUCGACAAGCAUUUCAAUGAGGCGCGACAUAUCUACGGAUUGAAGUGUUUGGGGAUCACGAAUACGGCAUUGUUCAGGGAGAUCACGGGGAUUCAGGAUGCAUUGAAAUUGUGGGAUAAGAUCCAGAGGGACAAGAGGGUUGAAAGCACAAAGGGCGAUGGGGUUGUGCAGAUGGAGGACGCUGAAGGGAACGUUAUGCCGGAGAAGGUGUAUUGGGAUUUGCAGAAGCAAGGGCUAUUGUAG
This is a messenger RNA of Bacidia gigantensis, 1530 nucleotides long. RefSeq lists its product as uncharacterized. Gene Ontology annotation, molecular function: RNA binding; zinc ion binding. Gene Ontology annotation, cellular component: spliceosomal complex; nucleus. The coding region runs from base 1 to 1530 and encodes 509 amino acids. The record is from RefSeq and is a predicted model, not a curated record. The transcript has 2 exons. NCBI's taxonomy places the organism in Eukaryota, Fungi, Ascomycota, Lecanoromycetes, Lecanorales, Ramalinaceae. Gene Ontology annotation, biological process: mRNA splicing, via spliceosome.